GACGCAGCUUAAGUACGUCCCGCGCACCCGCGCGCCGAGCUGGACCCGGAGCUGCGCAUGCGCCGUCGGUAGGCCUGAAGCCAAGCGAACGAGGAAGUUCCUUCGCCAGAACUCAGUUCUCAUUGGAACGGAGAAAGUUCGCGGGCGGAGCGGUUUGUUUGGCGCCUGCGUCGUGCAGCGAGCGGGCUGGAAGGCUGCGACUUUGCUGGCGCGAGCGGCUGCAACGCCGGUGCCUGAGGAGCGAUGCCGAGGGAAAUCAUCACCCUACAGUUGGGCCAGUGCGGCAAUCAGAUUGGGUUCGAGUUCUGGAAACAACUGUGCGCCGAGCAUGGUAUCAGCCCCGAGGGCAUCGUGGAGGAGUUCGCCACCGAGGGCACUGACCGCAAGGACGUCUUUUUCUACCAGGCAGACGAUGAGCACUACAUCCCCAGGGCGGUGCUGCUGGACCUGGAGCCGCGGGUGAUCCACUCCAUCCUCAACUCCCCCUAUGCCAAGCUCUACAACCCAGAGAACAUCUACCUGUCUGAGCAUGGAGGAGGAGCUGGCAACAACUGGGCCAGCGGAUUCUCUCAGGGAGAGAAGAUCCACGAGGACAUUUUCGACAUCAUAGACCGGGAGGCAGAUGGCAGUGACAGUCUAGAGGGCUUUGUGCUGUGCCACUCCAUCGCUGGGGGGACGGGUUCCGGCCUGGGCUCCUACCUCUUAGAACGGUUGAAUGACAGGUACCCCAAGAAGCUAGUGCAGACCUAUUCAGUGUUUCCCAACCAGGACGAGAUGAGCGAUGUGGUGGUCCAGCCCUACAACUCACUGCUCACGCUCAAGAGGCUGACCCAGAAUGCAGACUGUGUGGUGGUGCUGGACAACACAGCCCUGAACAGGAUUGCUACGGACCGCCUGCACAUCCAGAACCCGUCCUUCUCCCAGAUCAACCAGCUGGUGUCCACCAUCAUGUCGGCCAGCACCACCACCCUGCGCUAUCCCGGCUACAUGAACAACGACCUCAUCGGCCUCAUCGCCUCGCUCAUUCCUACCCCUCGCCUGCACUUCCUCAUGACUGGCUACACGCCCCUCACCACAGACCAGUCGGUGGCCAGCGUGAGGAAGACCACGGUCCUGGAUGUCAUGAGGCGGCUGCUACAGCCCAAGAACGUGAUGGUGUCCACAGGCCGGGACCGCCAGACCAACCACUGCUACAUCGCCAUCCUCAACAUCAUCCAGGGCGAGGUGGACCCCACCCAGGUCCACAAGAGCCUGCAGAGGAUCCGGGAAAGGAAGUUGGCCAACUUCAUCCCCUGGGGCCCAGCCAGCAUCCAGGUGGCCCUGUCCAGGAAGUCUCCCUACCUGCCCUCGGCCCAUCGGGUCAGCGGGCUCAUGAUGGCCAACCACACCAGCAUCUCCUCGCUUUUCGAGCGGACCUGUCGUCAGUACGACAAGCUGCGGAAGCGGGAGGCCUUCCUGGAGCAGUUCCGCAAGGAGGACAUCUUCAAGGAGAACUUUGACGAGCUGGACACAUCCAGGGAGAUUGUGCAGCAGCUGAUUGACGAGUACCACGCGGCCACACGGCCGGACUACAUCUCCUGGGGAACUCAGGAGCAGGCUGGUGUGGAGACAUCCCAGUUGAGGUCUGUAGAGCCAUUGAAUGGACCCAGGGUUGUCAGAACAUGAGAGGGCUUUGAUCACCUAUGCACACAGGGCAGGCACGGCCCUGGGAGGAGGCUGUCAGCCCAAACUGGCUUCAGGUUCACCUGCAAAGAAUCCCUGUCACCCAGGUCAGGGUAACUGUGAACCCGUGUAUCCCUUCUUUCCCUUACUACCCCAGGAUAUCUGGGGCCAAAGCCAGAGAUUAGACCCAGGGGGUCAAAAGGCUUGGGGCUGGCUCAGCAUGAAGGUGAAACACAGCCCAAAAAGGUUCCCGUGACUCCCCUAGAGAGUGGAAGAGUACCCACGACCUUGGAGCAAAUUGAGAUUUUUUUCCUCUUUAAUGUUAGAAAGUGCACUUGCUUAUUACUGACCUGGGGAUGAUACACUUUUCCUUCCAUGAACCUAUUUAUCCAAAAUAAAGCACUGGCUGUGACCAGUGAACAACAACCAGGUCGGACCCUUAGAAACAAAGGGGACCCUUGCAGGACUGCUGGGCAGUGAGCAGACUGCCUGAUAGGUGGCAGGAAGGCCACCUAUCACCACCACAGCCAAAGCACGAGUCUGUCACUUGCAGUUGCCAGGGUCUGAAGGAGGCUGUGGGUGUUAAGCAGCUAACAGUUCUCCAGUCAGGAAGAUGGUGACUUCAGAGCAAACCAGUGUGUGCCUGGUCCCUUCUUGGCUCCCCCUCCCACCCCCAGGCCACUGGGCAGCUUGCCUUGCUGCUCUCCCUUUACCGCCCCUGCCCUUGAUCACCAACCUUUAACCCUGGGACAUCUACACAAAUGGCUGGUGCUGAGUGGGAGAUCAUGAGGUGCCAGAUGUGGUGAGAAUGCUGUGUGUAAGUGGCACAAACCAUGUCAGGGCCUUAGAACCCAUUUAUAAGAGAGUGGAGCCCCAGGUGGGAGGAAGCACCCCAAGAAUCCAGAUUAAAAGCUGUGUGUGUCUAAUACUCUAGUCUCCAGCCUCGGAGGGUGGCUUCCUGGGCAGCUGGGCCUCCCUGCAGAGAGAACUGGACCUACAGAGAUGGCUCCUUUUUCUGUCUGCUAAUGACAAGUACAGACACCUCAGUGCCAGCUUCAGAGCCAGGCCCCUCCCCCAAGGCUAUUUCCAGAACACCCAUCCCCCCCACACCAGAGUAGCCCCUCCCUGUUCUUGGCCAGCAGCAAACCCCAAAGUGUGUCAACUAGAGGGCAGUGAGGAGGCCAGGUGGGGAGUGAGGGAGGCCUCUGGGAGUCAAGGCAGCAGGUGGUGCUGGUGGUGAAAAAUCCCUGUGGCCGGGAGAGACUGAAACCACAGAAGUAACUGUACCCGUGAGAGACAAGGGCUGCUGUGGAAAAGCUGGCAAGAAAGCAGACAGCUCAAGCCAGGGACAGGAACCACCUUAUAUUAAAACGAGAGGAAAUGAGACAUUUAAAGGUAAUGUUCCCAGAACGCUCAGCAUGAUGUGAUCCUGGGACCCUUGAACAUGCUUGAAACAGACUUAGUAGCAGAAAGCACAGAACUCAGAAGAGUGGUGCUGAGGAAUGUGAAACUUAGGGAUCAUAACUUUGGAAAGUACCAAGACGAGGCAGAGUGGGUAGGGAGCACUGGACUGUGGGCAGAGUUGGUUGGUGAGUCAGUCUGUAGAGCCUUCUCCCUGGUCUCCGCCAGGCAAGCAUUCCAGAGCUCCCUGGGAGGGGGCACUCUGUGAAAGAGUCCAUUAAAAUGCAACAUACAACCCACUGACCCCCAAACCUUAAUGCCCACCCCUACCACUAGCUUUCCAUUCCCUCUUGGGUAUUUAAGCAAGGAAGGGACUGCCCUUGGCAAUGAACAGGAACGUUUUUAAUUGACAUUCUGAUUUAUGAUCCAUCAUUUAUAAGGUUUAAUUAAAUUCCUUUUGGUCUGAUCAUUGCAGUGUGAAGAGUAAAAUCUUGUUUCUUGCCCAGCUGCAGACCCUGUCCAUCAGGGUCUAACAGCCCAUGAGAAACAGCUGGAAACAUCCUCCUCCUAUCUCCAAUCUUGUUCUGUGAGUGACCCUGGCUAUGGAA
Talpa occidentalis (Iberian mole) is the source of this 3671-nucleotide messenger RNA. RefSeq names its product tubulin gamma 1 (gene TUBG1). The coding region runs from base 244 to 1665 and encodes 473 amino acids. Gene Ontology annotation, molecular function: structural constituent of cytoskeleton; GTP binding. Gene Ontology annotation, cellular component: spindle; microtubule; centrosome. The record is from RefSeq and is a predicted model, not a curated record. Gene Ontology annotation, biological process: microtubule nucleation; cytoplasmic microtubule organization; meiotic spindle organization. The transcript has 12 exons. Lineage: Eukaryota; Metazoa; Chordata; Mammalia; Eulipotyphla; Talpidae.